Messenger RNA from Dalotia coriaria, 2413 nucleotides. Its product is annotated as glutamate receptor 3-like. The transcript has 7 exons. Gene Ontology annotation, cellular component: plasma membrane; postsynaptic density membrane. The coding region runs from base 944 to 2413 and encodes 489 amino acids. Lineage: Eukaryota; Metazoa; Arthropoda; Insecta; Coleoptera; Staphylinidae. The record is from RefSeq and is a predicted model, not a curated record. Gene Ontology annotation, molecular function: ligand-gated monoatomic ion channel activity; signaling receptor activity.
UCCUCGCACGAUAUGACAAAUGCAGGGGACUGAUAUCAAACAUUCGGCACACUGAAUUCAACAAUCUGAAUCACCUCACAUCGAAUAUGUUUGUACCGAUCCAACAAAUUAUUCCCGAUCGAAAUAUUAAUUAUUAGCGAUUAAUUAGAAGCUAUUUUCUUAUUUAUCAGGAUAUCUACCUGAAACAUUGCGUGUAUAAAAAUAAUUUGACCGAACACGAUGGAAGGAUAGAUCCAAUAAAGCCUUCAGCAUGAAUAUCACGAUAUAAUGACAAUAAAAUCAUAUUUGAUUGAUCAAUUUGUUUAAUGGGGCCGAUGCUGAUCAAAUCAACUUGUCAACUCGGCCGUUAAAACGUCCAAUUCCCGGUCGGACAUCGAAUUCAAUUCCAUUCUCGAACCGCAAUCGCUGGAACAAUGUUCCAUCAGCUAGUGUUUUUGCUCGCCGCACUUUCAGGUGCAUUGAAUGCAUCGUCCGGCGGCAGGAGGGCCGCGUUUCUUUUCGAUUAUUUCGCCGGCAAGCCAUUCACGCUCACGAUGAAUGUCUGCUGGACACACAGUGAAAUUUCUAAUUUUCUCCAAGAAGACAUCCGCUCGCCGCAUCCCAUGCAGGUGGCGAUCUAUCGCAACAGCACCGCGCCGAAAUCGUUCAUGAAUCAUCUCGCUAGCAAUAACUAUUUCGUGCUGGACGGGCGCGAUGAGUGUUCGUCAACGUGGGACAUCAUGGAAUUCGUAAACAAUCUCAUCGCUUUUUAGCGAUUCAAUGCAGUAUGAUUGAUUGAUGAGUGUGUUUGUUGUUUUUUUUUUCUGUUUAUCUAUGCGCGCAGAUUAACGAGACUUUAGCGUUUCGCUUCCCGCUUAAGUUUCUGCUGCUCGUCGAUGAAGUGUUUGGUGAGAAAUUAGUCGAUGUGCUGAGUAAUUACUCGAUCUUGCCGAGCACCGACUUGAUGGUGGUCAAGGAAGCGCCGGAAGACGACGAUUUUGAAUUAUGGCAGCCGUACAAAAUUGAUAUGGAGCAUGCAAUUAUCUGGGAAAACUACGGUACGUGGAAUGAGACCUUCGGCGUUUAUAGCUACAUAAACAAAAGCGAGAUACAGACGCGCCGCCAUGAUUUCCAAGCGACGCCGAUGAAAGUCGCGUUUUAUAUUGAAUUCGAAGAGACCUGGAACCACUUGGAAGAUUUCAGACGUCCUAGGAUAGAUACAUUCACUAAACAGAAUUUUGGCGCCAUUAGAGCUCUGAUGGAGUAUUGUAAUAUAACCUUGAUUAUCGUCCCCGUGAAAAUUUGGGGAUAUUACAACCCGGAAACGCAAACAUGGAACGGAUUAAUCGAAAAAGUCCAUAAACGCGAAGUGGUCCUGGCGGGAUCAUCGCCGUACUUUACCGCUGAACGCUUUCAGGUCGUGGACUUUAUCAAGAUGCAGAAUCCGCUCGAAAUCAAGUUCAUUAUGAAAAAACCGCCGCUGAGCUACAUGUACAACUUAUACACGUUGCCGUUUCAGUCGAACGUGUGGAAAGCUUUGCUUAUCGUCGUCUUGUUGUUUUAUGCCGCAAUGUAUGUGAUCAUGAACUGGGAAACGAGAAAAAUUCAACCGAUAGCAUGCAGGGCAACCUUUACGCCAAGUGAUGUGUCGUUAAUCAUGUGUGAGGCUGUCUGCCAACAAGGCAAUACGCUUGAAUCCAACACUGUGACCGGCCGCAUUUUGGAGUUUAUCAUGUACCUUGCCUUCUUUUUUCUGUAUUCGUCAUACUCGGCGUACAUUGUAGUCAUUCUACAAUCAACGUACACAGUUGCUGAUUACCAGGACUUGUAUGAUAGUAGUAUGGGCGCAGGUGGAAUGGAAACAACUUACAUGCGGGUUUAUCUUGCGGGAUCGAAAAACCUCUUGCAACAGAAGCUUUACAAUAAAAAAAUUGGUCCCAAUGGGUUUUAUGCGCUAGAGGACGGGAUUCAACGCGUAAAAAAUGGUUUCUUUGCAUUUCACGCGGAGGUGGCCGCUAGUUACAACUACAUCGCAAAGACCUACACGGAUUCGGACAUUUGUAAUCUCCAAAUCAUGGACGGUUACUCAUCGUACAUGAAAGGCUACACGCACACGCCGAAGAACUCGCCCUAUAAAGAAAUCUUCAAGGUGGCCCUGCUGAAAAUCGACGAGUAUGGCAUCCAGAAACGAAAUUACCUGCGCUACGCCGACCAGCCGAAGUGUCAUGGCGGCGGCGGGUCCUUCGACAGCGUUGGCAUCCGAGACAUGUACAAUGCGUUGUUAAUUCUUGCGGCUGGCAUCGGUGUCGCCGUCUGCCUGCUGAUUCUAGAAUGUAUUUAUUUUCACGUCCGGAAGCGCACCAAAGUGCAGCCUCGGCGGCCGGUGCAUCAUAACCAGGAACGUGAAAAGCGCGAAAAGCUGCGAAAUUGGUAG